CUGCAGUCGCGCGAGCCGACUCGAGUUUGCGAGAGGAAGUAGCUGCAGUGGCUGCAGCCGUUGGUAUUGCUCGUGUGUUGCUCUCGCUCGCGAGCGAACUGCCACUGCCGUUAUCUUGUAAGUCAUCUCUUCACGUGCCUGUGCAAUAUCCUGCCUUCGUCGUUUCAUGAUUCCCAAGCGCCGGGAAACAGCUGCGUAAAUUUAGUCACCAUGUCAGACGGCCCGUACCCUCAACAGCCGCCACUCUUUCUUCAACCUGCUGCUGUUCCGCUUCCCUAUGCCCCCGUAAUGAACCCAGCAAAUCCGAGCGCUCCUUCGGCCCCAUCCUACCCUCUGAAUCCUGGGUUUAUGCCAACGCCUUUGGCGCAUACCGGAAUUCAAAAUCCUGGAAGCAUGCCGCUGCCAUCGCAGCUGUCUGGAACUCAGCCACAGCAACAGCCCUACGUAGGAUUUGUACCGCAAGGCCAGUUUCAAGCACCACCGCCUCCGUAUCCAGGACCAGGACAAGCAGAUUUUGGGAAGCCAUCAUCGGGGAUGAGUUCACCUGUUGGCACUAUGGACAGAGAUACUGAACCAGCGCUUGAAUCCUGGAGCGGUUUCUCCAACAAAGAGAUCAGGCGCGUCUUUGUUCGAAAGGUGUAUGCUAUCCUCAUGGUCCAACUGGCCAUCACGUUUGGUGCUGUGGCUUUGUUCAUAUAUGAGCCCCAUGUCAAGUUAUUUGUGCAACAGAAUCUGGGAGCAUACAUUGGUGCCUAUGUGACAUUUAUUGUGCUCUACAUAAUGCUGGUCUGCUGUGAAAGCCUGAGGCGGUCGUACCCUACAAAUAUAAUCCUGCUGUUUCUCUUUACACUUGUGAUGUCCUACAUGGUCGGUGCAAUAUCGAGUUUCCACGAUACCGACACUGUCCUCAUGGCUGCUGGAAUCUGUGCAGCUUGCUGCCUGGCUGUCUCCAUCUUCUCCUGCCAUACAAAGUUUGACUUCACCAGCUGUGCUGGCUUCCUGUUCGUUGCUGUUUGGGCACUGUUCCUGUUUGGCAUCCUCACGAUCUUCACCUACAACAGGAUUAUCAACACUGUGUAUGCCACUCUUGGGGCAAUCCUCUUCAUGGCUUUCCUGGCUUUUGACACUCAGAUGCUCAUGGGUGGCCGUAAGUUGGAACUGAGCCCCGAGGAGCACAUCUUUGCCGCAUUGCAGCUUUACAUGGAUAUCGUGCAAAUCUUUUUGUUCAUAUUGAGAAUCCUAGGAAAGCGCUAAGCCUCCGGGGUGUAGCCUUGCACGUUCAGUGACGACUUCCGUGCUCUCAGAGCUACUUUACUUUAGUACCAAACCGACUUUGCCGUUAUUUGGUGUGAGCUGUUAUUCGGCAGGAGUGGCUUAAUUAGCCUUUCACAGACUGGCAUUGCAAAAGCAAUUUGCCUCUCUGUCAGAUGCCAAAGCGCUAGCAUGUGCAACUAAACCAUUCACACAUCAUUGAUUUGAGAGAGGAUGGCUGCGCGGUAUGAACAACACUUCUGCUGUGCAACGGCAAUGAAACACACCAUUCAAAUGAGGCAGGCUGGUUUUUCAAAGUUGGACUUUGUUGCAAGCUUUGCCGACCUGGUUUUGAUGCCCAGGCUAGCUGACCUCAACAAGGAACGACCUGUUGUGAAUGCCAGCCUCAGAGCUGUUAAAGUAAAACCGUCUAAGCCCUAGGCACCUUAAUGUAAAUGGCCACAUUUCAGCUGUUGCAGGCAGUUUGCGUACAGUAGAGCAGUACAGAUGUUACAUAUUGUGUCUGCCACGGUCCAUAGAGAUACUACUCGUUGUUAAAGCCGAGUAAAUAAGCUGGUCUGGUCCUGUGCAAAGUAAUUGUGUUUUGUAGUUGUCGGUAACCUAUUUGUGUAAACUGUGAUUACUGUACAUGUUUUCUCAAGUUAAAUAAGGCUAACAAUUGAGCAUGGCUCCUUGGCUUCCACAUUCUGUUGUUGCAACUAAUGUUUUGUCACUUGGCUAGUGCUAGCACCAACUUUUGGCUUGCAGUAACACCAACACCAACUUUUGGAUUGUAGUUAAGAGGACAUCGGAUAUUACUGUUUUGUACCUUGAGUUUGUCAUGUUUCUGACGCUUGCAGGUAAAAUGCGUGAUGCUGUUCUGUGUAAUGCCCCCAAUUUCAGCUGAGGAAAUUGGAGGCCAUAUUUUACACUUCUUUUUGCCCACUUUUUGUUUUGCUCGCCAUCUUUAAUGCUAAGUGGCCAUAUGAGAGUGACUAUUAUAAAAGGGAGGUUACAAAACUGUUUCUGGCUAGUUUAAAAACUAGUUAUGUGUAAGAUAUAUGGGGGGCAUAAAUAGAAUGCAGAUAUAGACAUGUCAUGGUAUUGGGCUACCGUGUUGGGGCAGUUACUGAAUUCUAAUUGUGUGAACACAAGUGAGUGCAAUCUGCAUGUCAUUCAAUUCUGCACUUUUGUGAAUAUGUAUACACAUACACAUGUACAAAACCAAAAUAAAGAAAAGCUCGCCUAUGUGAACACACUCAUUGUAUGUAGGUACGUAGUUGCAGCAUUCUACACCAAUGGGAAGCCAUAGAAGGUCUGUACCAAGGUUGUUCAUUUCUUCAUGCUAGUCUUUUAAUGUACACGUCGCAGUGAAAAGCGUACUAUGGUUACGAGGAGCCACAGGUAAAUCACUCGAAUUUCAUUGAAAGCCAGAAAUGGUGUUUCAUAUUUGGGUUUCUUCCUAUUGAGCAGUUUUGUAUGUACUGCAAGUCCACUUAUCAAAUAAGUUUGUGAAUGACGGCUUCUUUUUGUUGUUGUUGUUGUCGUCACUGUGUUUCAUCUUCAUUAUAACUGUGUGCCGUUUGUAAAAGUGUGAUGGUUUAGACAAAAAAAAGCUGAAGGCCUUGGUUGCAUUGGGUCAAAGCUUUAGUAUUAAUAGUGACGUGAACAGCGCGUAUAAUACACAAGUAUGAAGAACUGACGAGGAGCUGCAGCUAUCGCUAAAGGCAAUUGCAUCAGCAAACCUUCAAUCGCCCUCAGUGAAAAAGAAAUAGAUUACCUAAGUUCAUCCGGUCAGAUAACCUAGACAUACUUCGGUUGCUUCUCUUGACGUCUUUUCGUGGUUUCGUGGUUUUUGCUUGUUAAUUCUUUUUGUUUCUUAGUUCCCUCUCCAUGUCUGCCGUCAUGCGCAAUUCAAAUGAGCGGUGAUCACGUGUGCCUACUUGUUCUCGUUUUUCCAUGUUUGUGUUAAUAAAUUUCAGUUGGAAGUCAGCGCUAGUCCUCGUCAGUUCUUCGUCCUUGUGUAUUAUACGUGCUGUUCACGUCACUAUGGAAUACCAACUAGCCCGGUCACACACCUUGCUUUAGGAUUAAGGGUCAGCAUGCGGGCAGGUUGGCACUAACUUCAGUAUUCAGGUAGUUAGCAGUUGGUCUGGACCAAGUGUUCUGUAUUGGUAUUGAUUGUCUUUAUGUAACUUUUUAUGUGGUACGUUAUAAUAAACAGUGUACUCUGUU
This is a messenger RNA of Rhipicephalus sanguineus (brown dog tick), 3486 nucleotides long. RefSeq names its product protein lifeguard 1. NCBI's taxonomy places the organism in Eukaryota, Metazoa, Arthropoda, Arachnida, Ixodida, Ixodidae. Gene Ontology annotation, biological process: negative regulation of apoptotic signaling pathway. The record is from RefSeq and is a predicted model, not a curated record. Bases 211 to 1254 code for a protein of 347 amino acids. The transcript is spliced from 12 exons. Gene Ontology annotation, cellular component: endoplasmic reticulum; membrane; Golgi apparatus.